UUUGACCUAAUUUCAUUUUGGAAACGCGAGUCAUAAAACUUUAUGUCGAAACAAUGAGUUUCAUAAUCGUAAACAACCGUUAUUCGACCUGGAAGCCCUUUAAAAUAAGCGGACACACCUAUACCGGGCCAUCAAUAAAAUAUCGAGAGAGGCACCUGCGCUCAAAUAAAUAAAUUACCAAGAAGCAUCGGCGGCUCGACAAAAUAGCGCGCGUCAUACGGUACGUGUUUUAUGGUACGACGCAUAGAGAAAGUAACGGUAACUGUGGACGCGACCUUCCCACCCGGUGUCCGCGUGCCGACUGACAGAUGAGCGCGGUUUAACCUCUGAUAAUAAGAGGGAGGGGGACGACGAUAGAUCACGACGGGUGAGCGAGAAGGACAGCGAACGUGUCUUCUUCGGUGAUCGUGAAGUGCAAGAUGAGUGUACAGUCACACACGGGCCACAUCCGAGUGAGCCUCGGGGACGGUUUGAAAAACGAAUCGGGUGACUCGCGUUGCGCGUACGCACGGACGCGCGCGCUCCAAUUUUGAAUUCGCGCGAUUUAUAUCGGACAUUUUUUUUGCUAAUAAUUAUAGAAAUAGUACAAUUACAUUUCUGUGUUCCGGUAAUUGUGCGUAAAACUAGUGUGAGUGAAAACAUGAUAUGAUAUAAAACAGUUGAGUGAAAAACGAUCAAACUUUUUUUAUGAAAACAUCGGAGUUGGUGUUGUUACCAGAUUUUCCAAACUUCACGAUGAAUCAGCAAUGUAAAGUCUGUGGGGAGCCUGCAGCCGGUUUUCACUUCGGCGCUUUCACGUGCGAAGGUUGCAAGUCGUUCUUCGGGCGGACGUACAAUAACCUGUCCUCGAUUUCUGAAUGCAAGAACAAUGGCGAAUGUGUCAUCAAUAAGAAAAACAGGACGGCUUGCAAGGCAUGCAGGCUACGGAAAUGUUUGCUAGUCGGCAUGUCCAAAUCAGGCUCAAGAUACGGGAGAAGAUCAAACUGGUUUAAAAUACACUGCCUUUUACAAGAACAACAACAACAACAUAUGCAACAAAUGCAAACAAGUAAAUCGCCACCCACGUUCAAUACAUCGAUAAGUCCAUCUUUUCUACCAAGUAACCUUUUGCCAGCAGCGGCUCUUGCGGAAUAUUAUAAAAACUCAGAGAAAAAUGCAUACACUGAAGAAGUAACGAGGCAAAGUGUGUCUCCAUCUGAUUCUGGUGCAUCAUCAGCCGAUCCAGAGGAUGAUAAUAGCUCUAGGAGUACUAGUGGCUUAAGCAUUUUUAGACCAGCAUCGUCACCCAGUAGUGAAAAAGAUAUACGAUUACACGCAAUUAGACAUCAAAAUAAAGACGUAAGAAGAAAAAGGCCACCCACUAUAAUACCAUCAGCAUUUGGCACUAUCACAGCUUCGCCAAGUUUUGCUCCAAGGAAUGGUCCAUUUUUACCAACACCAAUGCAAAACAUGAGACCUAUACCGUCAGGACUCGCUUGGCCGAAUCGCAACGGGGGAGACUUGCUGCUACAUUCACCAGCAGUUGCAGGCGUUGCAAUUGAACAAGACCAACCUAUAGAUCUAUCUAUAAAGUCAACUGCUGUACUAUUCAGGAGUCCGAAAAACGAAGAAGUUAGUGAUUCAGAACCGGAGCUCAGCAUCGAUCUAAAUGAUGACAAUGGCAAGGAUAUUAUGAAAAAUCCUCUAGAUCUGAGUCUUGUUUCGAAAAGAGUAGAAGAAGUUCCCAUGACUGGUUAAAAGAAUUCUUACACUAGUAUUAAAUACGUGAUUCUUCACAGCCAUGUAUUUCGGAUUGCUAUUAAUAUGUAAAUACGUAAUUUGGUUAUUAUUCCUAAUUAGAUAAAAGUUUCAUUACUUCUAUUUUGUUUAAAAUACUCCGCCGUACAGUAUUUAAGUGAUUCUUACAUUCCUUCUUUUUAGAUUACCUGAUCUUGCUACCAUAAUGUUGAAGUUGUUUUUAUAUUUAGUUAUGUAGAUAGUAGAUAAUUAUAUUAUUUGAACGAAGUUGUAAUUGCGAGUGAUAUAAGAACGUGUCAUAAUUUAAAGUGAGGAGUUGAUGUCUAUCUUGAUAACAUAUAUAUUUUAUACAAAUCCGUCCAUUUAAACUGAUAUAUAAAAACAUACAUAAUACAUCUUUUAUACUUAACCUUAUAAGAUAACUAUUAAUAUUUAAAUCCGUGCAUUAUAAGUUACGUUUUCAUAAGUUUUUACUACAUCCGAGUGGUUCAGAAAAAUUGAAUUAUAUUCUAACAUAAUUAUUAAUGAUAGCAUCAUUUCUCGCUGACAUUCCUUUUAGAAAAAUAUAUAUUUGUGCCAGUCUUCUAAACAAUGCCAGUUUUAAGUAUAUUACCAUUUUAGUUUAAUUUAAUGGGAUUACGGCCAGUCGAUUAUGAAGCUCAAAAUUUAAAUGUACAAAUAAUUAAGAGAACAAUUGUAUGAUAUUAGAUGAUUUGCUGAAACAGAAAUUAUCUAAGUAUUUAUUUUAGUUAGGCCAGUUAAUUGAGUCAUUUUAGUUUAAGUUAUAAUAAUUUUCUAUUUCAUAAUUUAUAUUGGUAGAUAGUUCAUUUUGUGUUUGUCCCGUGUUAUGUAUUUCGUUGUUUGUUUGUAGAUUUAUAUAAAUGUACAUUUAUUUCGUGAUGAUGCUUCGGAAUGGGCGUUAUCGUUUGGACCGUCAUUUGUUUACCCUUUCUCCUUUUAUUUAAACUCAAUUACUAACUUAUGAUUUUAAUAUUUCGAUUUGUUGAUUACGUAUCGUUUCAAUGGCCAUUAUGUAGCGUAGACAUCAUUAAUGUUAUUGAAUAUAUUUUAUGCCAUACGUCGAAUUUCAUACGAGAAUUUGAUGAAUUAUUUGUUUCUAUGACAAUUAGAUAUUAGCUCAAAUUUAGUAAUAUGAAUGUGAAUUCCUAUGAACUCUUAAAUAUGUAUAUAAGUUAUAUAGUUAUUUGUUAUCAGUGUGAUACAAUAUUUUUAUCGACGUGUUUAUAUUUUUUUACGUUUAUAAAAUCUUAAUAUAUUUGAAAGAAUAAAUUGUGAGUGCCUUUAAA
This is a messenger RNA of Vanessa tameamea, 3044 nucleotides long. RefSeq names its product protein embryonic gonad-like. The record is from RefSeq and is a predicted model, not a curated record. Gene Ontology annotation, cellular component: chromatin; nucleus. Lineage: Eukaryota; Metazoa; Arthropoda; Insecta; Lepidoptera; Nymphalidae. Bases 688 to 1737 code for a protein of 349 amino acids. The transcript is spliced from 3 exons. Gene Ontology annotation, biological process: regulation of transcription by RNA polymerase II. Gene Ontology annotation, molecular function: zinc ion binding; estrogen response element binding; nuclear receptor activity.